This is a messenger RNA of Topomyia yanbarensis, 2728 nucleotides long. Its product is annotated as protein KRI1 homolog. Gene Ontology annotation, cellular component: nucleolus; 90S preribosome. Gene Ontology annotation, biological process: endonucleolytic cleavage in ITS1 to separate SSU-rRNA from 5.8S rRNA and LSU-rRNA from tricistronic rRNA transcript (SSU-rRNA, 5.8S rRNA, LSU-rRNA). The record is from RefSeq and is a predicted model, not a curated record. The transcript is spliced from 4 exons. The coding region runs from base 260 to 2677 and encodes 805 amino acids. Lineage: Eukaryota; Metazoa; Arthropoda; Insecta; Diptera; Culicidae.
UGUCAACAUUCGGCGUGUUCGAACUGAAAAUAAUGUGCUCCAAGUAAUCUUCUAUAAUAAUUAUUUAGACUAUUGUAAUUGUAAUUGUAAAUUUAUUAGCUUACGAUACCCUGUUGGUUACAUUUGUAUACCUUAUGUCAGGUCAAGGAAGAAACUGUUAAUUUAAUAACAUUGGGAUACUACAGAGUUACUGCUGCUUAUUUCUAAAAGUGAAGAUAAAGGUACUAAGGUAGACAAAAUUGGUGCAAACUGAUUAGGAAUGGGAAAAAUCCCACUCUUCCACGAGUCCGACCAGGAGGAUGAAAAGGAAUCAAUUGAAUUUACUACAAACAAAGGCUAUGCUAAACACUACGAUGAAUUUCGAAAGAAGGAAAUUCUUGGACAACUGAAAAAUCUGGAAUCAGACGCAGAAUCGUCAUCCAGUGACGAUGAAACAACGGACGAGGAAGUUGUCGACCCAGAUUUCGACAAGGAGUUCUUCCGGACAUUAGCCUAUCUGAAACGGCGGGACCCGGCCAAGUACGAUGAGAAACCAAACUUUUUCGAAAACGUAAAACCUGUCGAAGAAGUUGCGUUGGAAAAGCGUAAGAAAAAAGAAAAAGCUAUGACUCUGAAGGAUUACGAACGGAAGGUCAUAGUGGAGAAGGGUGGUAUUUACGAGGACGAAGAAGAUGGACCUCGACGGGAGGAACGCGCGGAGUCACCGUCGCUGGUGAAGCAACAGGAACAGUUGAAGGAUGAAAUCAAGCGCGCACUUAAUCAGAUUGAUACGGACGAUGAAGCGGAUGAUGAGAAAGGGGGACUUUUGAAAAAACGAAGCAGAAGUAAAGAUGACACUGACAAAGAACAGGCGGACUAUUUGAAGUGGCUAGCUGAUAGGAAAGCAAAAGAAGCCCCAUCGGACGAUAUUAAACCAUUGAAACCGCUAAAGGAUUUCUGGAGUAGCAAGGUUCUAUCGAAAGAGGAUGCUUUUUUGAGAGACUACAUUUUGAACAAGCGCUUUGUUGAUAGUUCCGGAGAUGUUCCAACGUACGAAGAUAUUGUAGCAACAUCAGAAGACGAAGAAGAAUUGGAGAAGCAGGAGGAAUAUGAGAGGCAAUACAAUUUUCGUUUCGAGGAACCGGAUUCGGAGUUUAUUAAAAGGUACCCGAGAAAUGUGGAGGAAUCGGUUCGAAUUGAUCGAAACAAGCGGAAAGAGCAGCGUAAAGCUUUGAAAGAAAGGAAGCAGCAAGAAAAGGAACAGAAAAGGCGUGAAUUGGAAGAAAUCAAAGCAGUUAAACUGCAAGAAAUUAAGGAUAAAAUUCAAAAAUUGAAGGAGAUUGCUGCAACGGAGAAGAUGACGAUUAACGAGGAGGAAUUGGAAUCGGAUUUUGACCCAGAGGAGCACGAUCGACGAAUGCGUAAAAUGUUUGACGAUGAGUAUUAUGAUGUUGAUGAGGGCGAUCAGAAGCCGGAGUUUCUUGACCUAGACGAGGAGUUGGGUAUAGAAAACUACGACAGGGAAAAGAUUGAUGCGGAAGAGCAGGAAGACGGACCAUAUUGUGAGGAUGAGGAUUUUAACAUGGAUGCCGAUUACGAUGAAAACCAGAAAAGCAAAAAAGAACUACAAAACGAAUUGCUCAAAGCAACGGGUAGCAAGAAAAAGAAAGGGAAGAGAAUUUCUAAAUUUGUUGAAGUACUCAGAAAAGACAAACCUAUUUUCGAUCCGGAAGAUGAGAAAACCUAUGGAGAGUACAUUGAUGAGUACUACAAACUGGAUUAUGAGGAUAUUAUUGGUGAUACGCCAUGUCGUUUCCGAUACGUCGAAACCGUACCGAAUGAUUUUGGGUUGACGAUCGAAGAGAUUUUGACGGCCAACACCCGUGAGCUGAAUCGUUGGGCCAGUGUAAAGAAAACUGUUCAAAUUAGACCAAAAUAUGCAGAACUCAACGAAGCUAACGUUUACAAGAGGAAGGGCCAGAACGAAGAAUUGAAGAAGAAAAUUUUGCCUAGCCUUUACGCGCAACAAGACGACAGUGAACCAGAAGAAGAUAAUGAAAUUACAGAAAAGAAGCAAAAUAAAGUAACUGUAUUCGACGAUGGUGAACCAGUAUGCGAUGAAACUUUGGUGGCUCAAGCUGAAAAUAAAAAGAAAAGAAAGAAGAAAAAGAAGCAAUCGGUUGCUGAUGUUGCAAGUGCUGAACCGACAAGCAACAAAAAAGAAUCUAGCACGGUAAACGACAAACAGCAACAUUACCUUGAGAAAAAGUCGAAAAAGAAACCCAAACAACAUGAUGCAAACGAAGGAGAUGCCGUUGACGAUGAUCAUACUGGUACUAAUCCAAGCGAAGUCAUUAGAACCGAUAAGAAACCCAAAGAUCUCAGUAAAAGAAAACGGCCGGACGACGACAAGGAAGAGGUCCUUGCGCCGGCAUUCAAGAAGCAGAAGAGGUUUGGAAAGGAACAGCACAAAAAUGACAGAAAAACAAAAACCUCAAAUGUCAGUGAAAGUAGAUUACGUGCAUUUGGUAUCAAUCCGAAGAAGUUUCACAAUAAGCUUAAAUAUGGCGGCAAGGAAAAACACGGAGAGGGACAGAAUAGCCAGGUUAAUGGGGAGAAGAGCACCGGAAAGCCUAAGCAAUGGAGAAAUCAAAAUGGGAAUUUCAAGAAGAAAAAUUGGAAGCAAAAACGGUCUUAGUAUGUUGAUUACUUUUGUUAAAACGUAUAAUAAAGUCUAUUUGCUAUACUA